This is a messenger RNA of Bursaphelenchus okinawaensis, 1611 nucleotides long. Lineage: Eukaryota; Metazoa; Nematoda; Chromadorea; Rhabditida; Aphelenchoididae. The record is from the annotation of a GenBank genome assembly.
AUGGAAAUUUUUGCAAUAUGUUUAACGUGCUUUUGUGGAAUUGGAAAAGCAGUGGCUGUCUAUGUCGCUAUUCUUUAUCGGUACUAUCAGGUAAGCGAUACCCUACCCUUCUCUACCCUACCCUAACCUACGGCUUUGCCUGUCUAGCCCAGGACAGUCCAGCUCAACCUAACACAGCCCAGCCCGACUUAGUAUAGCCUAGCCGAGCUCGAGCCAACCCAGUUUAGCCCUAACUCUUGUUUUGCCUUGUCCUGACUACCCCCUACCUUUUUAUUGCCGCAACCUUUUUCCUUACCUUACCCUUGGCUUUACCUUUUUACCGCUAUAUGACCUUAAAUAUUUACCCUACUGUAUCCUACCUUACCCUACUAUACCGUACUUUAUAUUUACUAAUCUGACUCAUCUUUUAAGGCAUUAUCAGACCACUACCAUGAAACAUUAAAGCGGUUAGUGAAGCAAAACAUCCCUUUGUGGACGGCUGUGUUCUGUGUAAUAUGCUUUUCAAUUCUGGUGAGUUCAUUUUAAACUAUGCCAUUUUAUAUCUAACCCGUAAGAUCUUACCAAAAAUGGCAUUUUUAAAAUUUUUUUGUAAUUUACAUUUUAAAAAUUUUAAAAAAAUUUCAAAGUACAUAAAUCUUGAAAAAAAAAUUUUCAGUACCCAUUAUCGACCGGUCGAGCAUCAGAAGAUCAGAUAGCUCAAAUAGCUUCAGAAAACCCUGUCAUUUUGAAGGUACAAAAAGAAGAACCAGCUUUUAUGUGUUUGGAUGGAGGAUGGGGCGGUCAAAUGACAGCUGCCUAUAUCAAUUUAACUAUAUUUAUAGUUACUUUCGUAGUAACAGUAGUGAUGGUUUUGUAUCAUUUGAAAAAGAUUAUGAGCGAUCAAAAGCUUUAUAUGAGUAAAUAUACGUAUAGGGUUCAGGUGGGUUAAUAUAGAGCUUUAUAUAUAGAUGUAGGCUUAAAAUGACAAGAACUUUCUUUACAUAAUGGAAAAUAGCAAGAACUUUCUUUACAAAACAAACAUUUUUGUUCAUCGUAUAACUUGUCACCUGCAGGCUGCACCUUGCUUAAUUUUGGAUUUUUUAUCUCAAAAAUAGCAAGAACUUUCUCUACAUAACAAAAAAUGGCAAGAACUUUCUUUACAAAACAAUAAAUGGCCAAAACUUUCUUUACAAAACUAAAAAUGGCAAGAACUUUCUUUCCAAAUUAAAAAAUUACGAAAAGUUUUUUUACAGAAUUUAAAAUGGCAAAAACUUUCUUUACAAAACUAGAAAUGGCAAGAACUUUCUUUCCAAUCUUCUUUUUCAUUUAAAAAUUUUUCAGUUGAUGCUCUUCAAAUCUAUUCAAAUCCAGUUAAUAUGCCUAGCUGUUAUCGUAACAUCCCCUUUAUCAGUUGGUAUGUUAGUUAUAAUUUUUGACCUAGCCAGACCACCAGUGGUUGUUAUGCUGGGAACGGCGGUUAUGUCUAUUCACAGCACGUUGGACUGUGCUAUAUUAAUGUAUUAUGUUCGGCCUUAUCGAGAGUUUUUGAAGAGUAUAACAAAGUUUGGCAGUACUACUGAUGUCAAGAGUGUUGUGUGGAUUGGCAGUAGGAGCUCGAGGAUUAGCGAUUGA